This is a messenger RNA of Aspergillus homomorphus CBS 101889, 1699 nucleotides long. Its product is annotated as M81 family metallopeptidase. Lineage: Eukaryota; Fungi; Ascomycota; Eurotiomycetes; Eurotiales; Aspergillaceae. The record is from RefSeq and is a predicted model, not a curated record. The transcript has a single exon. The coding region runs from base 64 to 1587 and encodes 507 amino acids.
CCAACCUCUCUCACUCAAUCCUCAAUUCAAACCCCCUUGGCUGCUUUUCGAUCUUCUAGAUCCAUGGCUCCGCGCCCCAUCAUCGCCAUCGCCGGCCUAGCCUGCGAAACCUCAGCCUUCACCCCCGCUCGGACCCUUGCGCCCGCCUUCCACCCACGCCGCAGCCACGAAAUCAUCGACGAAUACCCUUUCCUUCGCUCCGGAACCCCCCUCGGCGAUGCAGCAGACUGGCGAGGCGCAUUGGUCGGUCACGCACUGCCCGGCGGGAUCGUCGUGCGCGCCGCGUUCGAAGAGCUCGCCGCCGAAAUCGUGUCGCGCGUGGCGGAAAUCGCUACCUCAGCGCCAGUAGACGGGCUAUGGUUCGAUAUUCACGGCGCGAUGGUGGUGGAAGGGCUGGAUGAGGCGGAAUUCGAGUUGCUCAGCCGGAUCCGCAGGGUGGUUGGGCCCGAGUGCGUGGUGUCCGCCUCCAUGGAUCUCCACGGGAACGUGUCGCGCGCGUUGGUCCACCAGACCGAUCUGAUCACCUGCUUCCGUAUGGCGCCGCACGAGGACGAGACGGAGACGAAGGAGCGCGCGUGUCGGAAUCUGGUUGAUUUGCUCCUUCGUUGUCGGCCACCCGCCCGUCCGCUCAAGGCAUGGAUCCCUCUGCCUAUUUUGCUGCCGGGUGAGCAAACCUCCACCCGCGUGGAACCCGCUAAGGGGCUGUAUGCGCUUGUGCCCCAGGUCGAGGCGAGAGAGGGGGUGGUCGACGCUGCUGUGUGGGUAGGUUACGCAUGGGCGGACGAGCCGCGGAAUCGGGCAGCGGUGGUGGUGACGGGGUGGGACGAGGAUGCCGUGGCCGCUGGGUCGCAAUUACUGGCCCAGGCGCUCUGGGACGCACAUGCAGACUUCCACUUUGUUGGGCCCACUGGAUCAUUUGCCGAGUGCAUCGAUGCCGGGUUGGCGUCCAAGGCUCGGCCCUUCUUUAUCUCGGAUUCGGGCGAUAAUCCCACCGCUGGGGGCUCGGGAGAUGUUACUUGGGGCCUGAGUCGGCUGUUGACGCGUCCGGAGUUUCAGGAUCUGGAUGGGCCGGUCGUAGUGUAUGCCAGCCUGCCAGGACCACGGGCCGUCCAGACCAUGGUGGAGGCCGGGGUUGGUGCCACGGUGACGGUCACGGCGGGGGCCGAGGUGGAUGCUAUUCAUGCAGGGCCGAUCACAAUGACAGGGCGUGUGCAUGCGAUCAAGCAUGGCGACAAGGAUGCUGUUGUGGAGGCUGUCCUGCAGGUGGGUUCGGUGUUUGCUAUUCUGACGCAGCUCCGCAAGCCCUAUCACCAUGAACGUGAUUUUACUGAACUACAGUUGGAUCCCCGAAAAGCCGACCUGGUGAUCGUCAAGAUCGGAUACCUGGAACCAGAGUUGUUCGACAUGGCUGCUGAUUGGAGGCUGGCAUUGACCCCCGGUGGUGUCGACCAAGAUCUCGUUCGUUUAGGACAUCACCGGAUUCGUCGUCCUAUGUGGCCGUUUGACACCGUCUUUCCCUCUCCUCCUGAUCUCAGGGCCCGGAUGAUUCCCGCUUCCGAUGAGGAGCUGUCGGGGUCGGAUGAGUGACUGAUCCAUAUGAGUGACGAGCACAUUGACAGUUUGCAGUAGGUGUUGCAGAGCGUAGCUCAUUAUUCACCUACCAUUAUUCGUAAGAUUUUUUCAGUUCACUACACGAGCC